Molecule: messenger RNA, 1006 nt
Organism: Brachypodium distachyon (stiff brome)
Lineage: Eukaryota; Viridiplantae; Streptophyta; Magnoliopsida; Poales; Poaceae
Product: blue copper protein
Exons: 2
Coding region: 113-739 (208 amino acids)
Cellular component (GO): plasma membrane
Molecular function (GO): electron transfer activity
Source: RefSeq, a predicted model, not a curated record
UUUUGCUUGCUCUAGCUAGCUCCCGGUAUAUAUACCCCCAACGUAGCAAUACAUCGCUCAGACGAGAGAUCACAGAACCAAACGACUAAUCCUCCUCCAUCGAUCGGGAGUCAUGAAGUCCAGCUGCGGAGCAUUUCUCGCAGCCAUGGCGGUCGCGGCGGCGUUGGCCACGACGGCGCUGGCGGUGGACUACACCGUGGACGACUCCAUCGGCUGGGACACGUACGUCGACUACGACAAGUGGACGGCCGGCAAGACCUUCAUGAUCGGCGACACCCUUACAUUCAAGUACGAGGCGUACCACAACGUGCUGGAGGUGACGGAGGCGGACUACGGCAGCUGCGCGACGGGGAAGCCCAUCUCCACGCACUCGGGCGGCGAGACCGUGUUCGAGCUCGCCGAGGCCGGCACGCGCUACUUCAUCUGCGGCAUCCCGCGCCACUGCGCCAACGGCACCAUGCACCUCCAGGUCACCACCGUGCCCUACGACGCCGCCCUCGCCGCCAAGAUCAAAGCAGACGCAGCCGCAGCCGCCGCUCCUUCUCCUUCGCCGCUCCCCUCCCCGCCCGCGGACACCUUCGCGGACGCCGCCGCCAGGAGCGCGCCGGCGGGCGGCCCGACGAAGGCCACCAUCCCCGCCCCCGGAACCUCCGGCUCCGUGUCCCUGACGUCCGCGCCGCCGCGGUAUCACGUCGCCGGUCUGCUGGCGCUGGCCGCCCUCGUGGCCAUGGCCGCGUAAUUAAUUGGAUUAAUUUGAGCAAUUGCACGAUCUCUACACGUACGUUUGGUACAAAGAGUUUGUACUAAAGUCUUACCAGAGGCUUUCCCUUUUUUUUUUCUGUACUUGUUUUCAUUUAUUUUAUUUUUCAUGUGUUGAUUCCUUGUUCAUUUCGUGCAUGGACACGACUUCCUACUCUGUAACUACAUUUUGAAACAGGUCUUUGAUACUACAUUUCGAUUUGUGCAAAGGCACUCUUGUGCAAAUCUGCUUUUGUACACACGUCUA